AUGAGAGAGUACAAUAUAUACAAUGAGAUAGCUAGGUCUUAUGAUCCUAAUAACUACCACGUGCCGAGAUCAUGGUUGAAGCCGAGCCAAAACCUGUUGGUCAUAUUCGAGGAGAUUGGAGGAAACCCAUCAGCUGUCUCUUUGGUUAAAAGAUCAGUUUCUGGAGUUUGUGCUGAAGUUUCUGAAUACCAUCUGAAUAUCAAGAACUGGAAACUCGAAAGCUAUGGAAAAGGACAAACAUUUCAUAGACCUAAGGUUCAUUGGAAAUGUAGUCCUGGUCAGGCCAUUUCAGCUAUUAAGUUUGCAAGCUUUGUGACGCCUUUGGGAAAAUGCGGGAGUUACCAACAAGGAGAGUUUCAUGCAGCUACUUAA
Brassica napus (rape) is the source of this 372-nucleotide messenger RNA. Its product is annotated as beta-galactosidase 3-like. The coding region runs from base 1 to 372 and encodes 123 amino acids. The record is from RefSeq and is a predicted model, not a curated record. Lineage: Eukaryota; Viridiplantae; Streptophyta; Magnoliopsida; Brassicales; Brassicaceae. The transcript is spliced from 2 exons.